This is a messenger RNA of Bombus huntii, 2747 nucleotides long. Its product is annotated as carcinine transporter-like. Lineage: Eukaryota; Metazoa; Arthropoda; Insecta; Hymenoptera; Apidae. The record is from RefSeq and is a predicted model, not a curated record. Gene Ontology annotation, cellular component: membrane. The transcript is spliced from 10 exons. Bases 76 to 1827 code for a protein of 583 amino acids. Gene Ontology annotation, molecular function: transmembrane transporter activity. Gene Ontology annotation, biological process: transmembrane transport.
CCAGCGGUUAGGAGCGACACUAAAUCAAGUGGGAAUGAAACUCGUUGAAACAACGCUAGACAUGGUAACGGAUCCAUGACUGUGCUUCUGUUAUUAUCAACGCCAGUAACGGUUAAACCUAUUGCAUGUGUCGAAAUGAAGGACGAGAAGAGUAACUCUAUAUUGCCCACUGAAGCGACUCGAUUGAGACCAAGAUUGGAAAGUUUCGAUGAUGUUCUGCCGUAUGUCGGUGACUACGGGAGAUAUCAAUGGCUGUUGUUAUUGUCGUUACUACCUUAUGGCGCGACGUACGCGUUUCUGUAUUUCUCGCAAUUUUUCAUUACGAUUAUUCCCACGGAACACUGGUGCAGGAUAGACGAAUUAGUAAACUCGAAUUUCACCGAAGAAGAGAGGAUUAAGAUAGCGAUUCCAGUGACGAACGUUUAUCCUUAUUACGAACAAUGUCAACGGAAGGACGUAAACUUCACAGAGCUGUUGAAGAGCGAUAAGAGCCUGAGCUCAUCGGGCUUCCAAACAAACAAAACGAUAAAAUGUACUCAAUGGGAGUAUAAUUUUACGCAGAUUCCAUAUCCUAGUAUAGGAACUGAGCUAGAUUGGGUAUGCGACCGAGAAUACCUCGUAUCAACGGCGCAGGCCAUCUUCUUCUGCGGAUCCAUCAUCGGUGGUUUCCUAGUCGGUUGGAUCGCCGAUCACAAGGGUCGUAUCCCAGCUUUAAUGUUCUGCAAUGGUAUCGCCCUUUUUGCCUCCAUUUUCACUGCCAGCGCAAAUAGUUUUUGGUCAUUCGCCGUCUGUAGGUUUCUCACUGGACUGGCGUUCGAUAACUGUAUCAACAUUCCUCUGAUUAUCGGUAAGCCUUCUACGAAGUACUACAACUACAUCGCAGUGGCCAGUACAAUUUUACCAUGGAUAGCCUAUUAUAUCGCAAACCGGAGAUAUUUUACUUACGUUACUGCCAUACCGCUGUUAUCUGUCGCUAUCACACCGUGGAUUCUUCCCGAGAACGCCCGCUGGUACGUUUCCAACGGGAUGAUGGACAAGGUUGUUGAGAAACUACGGAGAAUAGCUAGGAUCAAUCGUAGAAAUCCAGACUCGCGUAUUUACGAUAUAUUAGUUAGUAACAUGGAGGCACCGGACAAAAUUCAAGAAUCAGCGACGCUGCUCGAUCUGUUCAAAACGCCACGGUUGGCGAGAAACACUAUUCUUCUAGUUGCAUUCUGGUGUUUUACCCUGAUCUCGUUCGACGAUCACGUGUAUUCAUUAAAACUUAUCCAGAGCUCGGUGUUCGUGUCGUUCUCGAUCGCCUGUGCCACAGAACUUCCAGCUGGGUUAUUACUCGCCCUGUUGCUCGACCGAUGGGGUCGUAGACUCUGCGGAUUUCUCACGAUGGCAAUGACCUGUGUACUCAGUAUCGCUGAACUUAUGCUGCAUUCCAUGCUCGCGAAAUUAGUAAUGUCAAUAUUGUCGCGAUUCUGUCUGAACAUGGCAGCUAAUGUUGGUCUUCAGUAUGCAGCAGAACUUCUGCCCACGCCAGUCAGAUCGCAGGGCGUAUCUUUCAUUCAUAUUUUCGGAAUAGUUGCACACUCUUUGGCGCCAUAUAUCACUGACUCGGCUGCAAUUUGGGAGGGAUUUCCAAUGCUCAUUAUCAGCACGGUGUCCUUUUUUGGCGCUGCACUGGUUUUGUUCUUGCCGGAAACUGUCGGCCAGAAUCUUCCUCAGACUAUCAAGCAAGGCGAAGAAUUCGGAAGGGACCAACAUUUCUGGUCGUUGCCUUGCUACCAUAAGACACACUUCAAUGGACAUCAACACUAUCACUCCUGUGAACGAUAAUUAUCUGAUUUUUAAUAAUAAUUCAAUUAAAAAACACGAAGGAGGAUUCGUGUUUUUUUAGAAGUAACAAUAUUACAAGCGGAUCAGUCUGACGAUUUUUGUACGAGAAAAAAUCGGAACAUAUUAUUUUUCUAUUCUCCUACAUUAAUUUUUAUUUUUAUCGUUUACGUUUAAGAAUUUGUAAGCCUUAAUUCUAAAAAGAGCGAGCUUAGAAAUCGUGUUCCUAUAUAAUUUUUAUUAUUAUCUUUUAAGAGCUUUUAUAAUUUUAAUGCUAAUUUUCACUUGCGUUACGCACGUUCGAAUCGUUCAGCGGUUGGUGCUAAUUUGAUAUUCAAAGAUAUUACGUAGAAUAAUAUCGAAAAUGUUACGUAAAUUAAUAAUUACGUAAUUUAUUAAUUACGUAAAUAAUAAAUUAGGGAGAUUUAAAUUUUUGAUUCCUUUAAUGUUUUUAACAUUUUUUACUGGAAUAUAUUGGACAAAAUCUUAUUUAAAAAAAUAGUACGUUUAGAUAAUUUUUCUUUGUGAAAAGAAACAGUUUUAUAUCUUUUGAACGAUUAUCCACGUAUUUUUAACGAUUAUUUAUCUAUUCGUUAUAUUUUUUGUACGAUUUUAAAUAACGUACAAUAUUAAUAAAAUCCAAGCUUGAAGACUUUUUAAAUUAUUGUUAUAAUUUCUUCAGCACCAACUGCUGGACUUUUAUCUAUCUAAAACGAGUUGUACGUACAUUAAAAAAAAAAUAACUCUAAUUGACUGUUUCUAUGGUUUAGGAAGAAGAAAAAAAGAAAGGAAAGAAUAUUGUAAGCAAAUCGUGCCAUCGUAUGACGAUCAGUGUUCGUCGUUGUGCCAAUAACAACGCAAUCAAUCUGAAGAAACCUAUUCAUAGUAUUCAUAAUCAUCACUCACGUAUAUAUUCGCGUAUA